Molecule: messenger RNA, 4820 nt
Organism: Oncorhynchus nerka (sockeye salmon)
Lineage: Eukaryota; Metazoa; Chordata; Actinopteri; Salmoniformes; Salmonidae
Product: transmembrane protein 269-like
Exons: 8
Coding region: 140-931 (263 amino acids)
Biological process (GO): phospholipid biosynthetic process
Cellular component (GO): membrane
Molecular function (GO): phosphotransferase activity, for other substituted phosphate groups
Source: RefSeq, a predicted model, not a curated record
GUCACAUCCGGUGGAAUAUUCUAGCGGAUUCUUCUGUUGGACUUUAAAAGCAGGCGCGCAGAGACGCAGACUGAGAUGCUUUUUUACAGGUGAACCACUGAAACGUUAUUGGGAUGCAACAAACAACCACUUUGUACACAUGAAGAACAUCAUCUUUAGGUCCUUCCAGCUGCUGUGCUGUGGGCAGACUGACGCAGAGAGAAUCAUGAUUCUGCUGACUCCAUCCUCUGGUUUCUUCCAGCGUACCAAUAAGCUAUUUCUAAGCGAGCAGGCCACAGGUGUCCAGCUCAAGGAGUUUGUACGCAAAAAUGCAGCCAAUGCUCUGUCUAUGGCCAACAUGCUCAUGGGCAUGGCCUCUAUUCUCUGCAGCCUGAACGGCCACCAACAUGCAGCCUGCUGGCUGGUCCUGAUUGGCUACCUGCUGGAUUUGGCAGAUGGGGCAGUUGCCAGGCGACUUGAUGCAUGCUCACCACUAGGUGCUAAACUGGAUGAUUUUGCAGAUUUCACAACCUUUGGGAUUGCAACAUCAUUGCUCCUGAGGACACAUGCCUUAAUGGACAACAUCCUGUGCAUGUGCUACGUCCUGUCUGUGUUUGUCCGCCUCUGCUUCUUCUCCAGCGGCAUCCCCUUCAUGUACCGUGGCCUGCCAUGUAUCUACUCUUCCGCCAUCCUGGCCUGUCUCUCCCUGUUGACCGGAGGUAACAUGGUGAUCCUGCGGGUCACUGCUGUGGCCAUGAUCCUCUUCAUGGUCAACCAGGGCUUCUACCCUCACGACAGGGUCCUGGAGUCACAGGCCUGGAAGAAGGUGGUCUACGCUGGAGGAGUUGUCAUGGUGUUCUGUUCCUCUUUCUCUCCGGCAUGUGUGUACUACCUGUUGUGGUCUGUCUCCUACAUUUUGUUCCCAACAUCUCUUUGGAGUUGCAAAGUGUAGUAGGAGUUAAAGGCCUUGCUCCAAACUCACACAUGGCUUGUCAACAGGCCGUCCGGCGGGGUUAACUAAAGCUCCCAGACUGCUGCUGCUAGCUAUCCACAGCGGAUCGAAAAAGGACGUAAGAGGACGUUUUAAUGUUUUUGUAAGAUUUAACUGCCUUUUUCAUCAUGACCACUUGAUGGAUAAUGUAAUGUACCUUAGCCAUUUUGUUUUUGAUUAAUACAGUGUUUGAAUGUCUAGUUAUGUUUUUACAAUACAAUGGCAGAAUUGUACUGUACUGUCUUGUGUGUACUGUGUGCAUAAUUGUGCUUGAGAUUACUCCAACUAUUAUGAAGUAUUUUCAGUAAUUAAUAGUCAUUUGAGACUUACUGUAAACAUGGUAGAUUCAAACUUAUUGCAUGCUCCCAAUUUGUAAUACAUAUUUAAUUCAAAAUAUUUUAUUUUCAUCAUAUUGCAGAUACAAAAGAAGUCCAUUGUAUAAUUAAGCAAUAAGGCCAGAGGAGGUGUGGUAUAUGGCCAAUAUACCAUUGCUAAGAUCUGUUCUUAUGCACGAUGCAACACAGAGUGCCUGGAUACAGCCAUUAGCCAUGGUAUAUUGGCCAUAUACCACAAACCCGCAAGGUGCCUUAUUGCUAUUAUAAACUGGUUACCAAUGUAAUUAGAAGAGUAAAAAGUCAUUUUGUCAUACCCAUGGAAUACUUAAGUGAUAAUGUCCGAGAAGCUGGUGUUUGGAGGAUAUAUUGGCACGGGCGUUAGGCCGAGACGAAGUCGUCAUCCAAACACCAGCUUCUUGGGCAUUAUCACUUGUAUACAACAGGUUACCAACAUAUUCAAAUAAUGAUUUACAGAUUUUCAUAAAUUAUAUUUUGGUGACUUUAUUCAUUCCAUUUAACCCUUCCACGAGAUAUAUAGUCCUGACACAAAUCUAGUGUUGCUACCCAAGCCGGCUGGUCAUUCGUUGUAUCGGUUAGGUUGCCAGAGACGCGACCCAGUCGUUCGUUCUAAAUGUUCCAUUGCCAUACUGGCUGGCAACGUUCUAAUCCCUUGCUUGCUAGCCAACUACAGCUAAUUUACAGUCACGUAUAACAGUGCAGACAGAAUAACAACAAAGUAGCUUCAUUUUCAUUUGUUUUAAGGUGUUUUUUUUUGUGACAUUUAAUUUCACCUGGCAUAGAAAAUGUGUUCAGAUGAGCUAGCCAACAACACAGCUAACACAAUCACUUCAAACUCGAGCUGGAAAGACUGCAAACUAGCUGCACUUUGUUUCGUUUGACCAGUUUUCUAUUGAUAUUUCUUCAUAUAUCCAUAAAAAUGAUGCUGAUUCAUUUUGACUGGCUGAGAAAAGCUGACUGCCUGUCUCGUCCCGACACCUUCAUUACUAUGGGACAGCUGGAAAUCGAAUUUGAAUAUUGAAACAAUGUUGCAAAUUUCGGAGACAGACAAGCAAGGUUUAUACAAAUCUCCGCUGUUAAACUAAAUGUUAGUCUAAAAGAAAUGUGAGAUAAUGUCUAGAUGCUUUUUGAAGAGGAGAUCAAGUUUAACUUCCCUGCCUGGUCUGAUGAGACAGUGGAUUGCGCAGUCAGAUGGAACAGCAGUGGUGGAAAAAGUACCCAAUUUUCAUACUUUGAGUAAAAGUAAAGAUACCUUUUUAAUAGAAAAUUACUCAAGUGAAAGUCACCCAGUAAAAUACUACUUGAGUAAAAGUAUUUGUGUUUAAGCCCAGGCUCUGUUGCAGCCGGCCGCGACCGGGAGGUCCAUGGGGCGACGCACAAUUGGCCUAGCGUCCGGGCUAGGGAGGGUUUGGCCGGUAGGGAUAUCCUUGUCUCAUCGCGCACUAGCGACUCCUGUGGCGGGCCGCGCGCAGUGCACGCUGACCAGGUCGCUAGGUGCACGGUGUUUCCUCCGCCACAUUGGUGCGGCUGGCUUCCUGGUUGAAUGCGCGCUGUGUUAAGAAGCAGUGCGGCUUGGUUGGGUUGUGUUUCGGAGGACGCAUGGCUCUCGACCUUCGUCUCUCCCGAGCCCGUACGGGAGUUGUAGCGAUGAGACAAGAUAGUAGCUACUAACAAUUGGAUACCACGAAAUUGGGGUGAAAAAAAAGAAAAUAUUUGUUUAAAUAUACUUGAAUAUCUAAAGUAUAAAUCAUAUCAAAUUGCUCAUGCAUUUAUUUUAAUUCUCCGGAUAGCCAGGGGCACACUAACACUCAGACUUAAUUUACAAACGAAGCAUAUGUGUUUAGUGUGUCCGCCAGAUCAGAGGCAGUAGGGAUGUUCUCUUGAUAAGUGUGUCAAUUUAACAAUUUUCCAGUCCUGCUAAGCAUUCAAAAUAUAAGUACUUUUGAGUGUCAGGGAAAUGUACUUUUCAUUCCAUACAUUAUUUUAUUUAGAAAUGCAGUAAAGUGAAAGUUGUCCAAUAGUAAUGUACAGAUUCCACCAAAAAACAACUGAAGUUAAAAAUACUUUAAAGUUCUACUUAAGUACUUAACACCACUGGAAUAGAGUAAAUAGGCAUUUUAACAUCAGAUUCAGCAGGUGGUAACUUGUGGAAUAGACACAGGCUGGAAUGCGGUUUUAACCAAUCAGCGUCCAGGAUUAGACCCACCUGUUGUAUAAGGUCUGAUAUACCAUGGCUUUCAGCAUUUAGGGCUCAAACCAUCCGGUUUGUUUUUUAAAUGAUGGUCGACAGACUCUGGUUCAUAUCUUCUUUUCUACUUAACUCUACCACAGUGAUUGUACAUAAUACAUUGUGUGUGCAUAUGGGAUUGUUAAAUAUUUUGUUUUUUAUUUUAACUUCAAAAACCAAGUUUGUUUUUGAGCAUCAAACUGCAUUCUUUCAUUUAAAUUUGCCCCUUUUUUUUGUCCUCCUACUAUUGCAACGAGAGAUUAGUUUCAUUUCAUUGGAGGCAAAAUGUAUUCGUGCUUACGUUCCCACCAGAUAUUUGAAUCACUAGAAUUACAGUGCUAUUUUAAAAAGAUGUCACGGGCUAGCUAUGGUGAAUACAAUAUUGAGCAUCCAUGUAAGAUAACUGGUUCUCAUGUUUAACUCAAAACACAUGAGCAAAUGUUUUAUUCUAAGUAAGGGUUUGACAUCUUUCAAUUUGAUUUACACGAGUGGUUAGGUUUUUAUCUCCUGUGAACGUAGCUUUUUAUUUGGUAUUUGUGCACCUCUGCUUCUGUUUUAGGAGGCUUUGCACUUUCAGUAGUACCAAAAAAAUUGCUUUUUACCCAAGGUAUAUUGAUGAAUGUAUUUUUUUUCCUUUUCGUAACACUAGUGCCGGCCCGAACUGUGCUGGCUUGGAUCAUUUCCUUUCCUGCUGUCCUUUCCAGCACUGUUCCAGUAACUAUGGUUUAUGUGUAACUAGUCCUGCUCAUCUUGGCUUGGUUCGGCUCCGCUCAGUAGUGUGAAAAUAUCUAGAUAUUCCUGUUCUUGAUCCAGUCGGUCGAGCAAGGACUUAUUCCAUUUCCGCAUGACUGGGUGUGUUAUGAAAAUGGCGGUUUGUGCCUCGCUUUAGGAUUUUAGAUGUGUGUGUGAGUGAUGGAGACAAUGUGACGAGUUUGUUUUGAAAUGUCUUGAGACUGACAACAGCAACUCUACAGUACACCUAUAAAUGUCACCUCCACGUGGUCCAAACUGCUGGUUUGUUAACAUCAUGGUCAAUGACAAGCAAUUUUAUGAACAAAAUCAACAGCGUAGAGGGAGUGAAGUACACUUAAAGGCCAAUUUUGCGUAGCAUGAUCAGUGACUUCAACUGUAUGACCACAAUUACAUGCCUCAUUACUACAGUUCAAUGCACAAGAGUGAUACUCACCCAAUUAUAAACCAGUAAUCGUCUUAUGAAGAUCUAUUUUUUAUUCUGUACCUUUUGACAAUAAAACGUGGUGAUUUAUAAUGA